CUCACCAAGGGUCCUGAGCUUGCUUAGGAGGGAUGGACACGGUCCCCAAGAGCAGCAUGGGACCUACCAAGGCGGUCCCCACCCCAUUUGGCUGCAUUGGCUGUUCACUGCCAAAUCCCGACUACCCACCAGCACUAAUCACCUUCAUGUUCUGCGUAAUGGUUAUCACCGUUGUCUUAGAUCUGAUCGGCAACUCCAUGGUCAUUUUGGCUGUGUCCAAGAACAAGAAGCUCCGAAAUUCUGGCAACAUCUUUGUGGCCAGUCUCUCUGUGGCAGACAUGCUGGUGGCCAUCUACCCCUACCCUAUGAUGCUGUACGCCAUGUCAGUUGGGGGCUGGGAUCUGAGUCAGCUCCAGUGCCAGAUAGUCGGGCUGGUCUCAGGACUGAGUGUUGUCGGUUCCAUCUUCAACAUCACGGCCAUUGCCAUCAACCGUUACUGCUACAUCUGCCACAGCCUCCAAUACAAGCGGAUCUUCAGUCUGCGCAAUAGUUGCAUCUACCUGAUCAUUACCUGGGUCAUGACUGUCCUUGCUGUUCUGCCUAACAUGUACAUUGGCACCAUUGAGUAUGAUCCUCGCACAUACUCCUGUAUCUUCAACUAUACGAACAACUCUGCCUUCUCUGUUACCAUUGUCUGCAUCCACUUUGUCCUCCCUCUCUUCAUAGUCGGUUAUUGCUACACAAAAAUCUGGAUCAAAGUGCUGGCAGCCCGUGACUCAGCUGGACAGAAUCCUGAGAAUCAGUUUGCUGAAGUUCGAAAUUUUCUAACCAUGUUUGUGAUCUUUCUACUUUUUGCAGUGUGCUGGUGCCCUAUCAAUGUGCUCACUGUGUUGGUGGCUGUCAGUCCAAAGGAUAUGGCAGGCAAGAUCCCUAACUGGCUUUAUCUUACAGCCUACUGCAUAGCCUACUCCAACAGCUGCCUCAAUGCUAUCAUCUACGGUAUCCUCAAUGAGAGCUUCCGACGAGAAUACUGGACCAUCUUCCAUGCUUUGCGGCACCCUAUCUUGUUCAUCUCUCGCCUCAUCACUGAUAUUCGGGAGGCUUGGGAGACCCGAGCUCUCACUCGUGCCCGUGUUCGUGCCCGGAGUCAAGCCAGAGAAGAUGAGCACACCCAAGCCUGUCUUGCUGUGGAGGGAACCCCGCAGAACGUCCGGAAUGUUCUACUGCCUGGUGAUGUAGCAGCAGCAGCCCACUCUGACCGUGCCUCUGUCCACCCCAAGCCCCAAACCAGGUCUACUUUUGCCUACCGAAAACCUGCCUCUUUCCAUCAUAAGUCUCUUUCUGGCCACCCCAAGUCUGCCUCUGUCUAUCCUAAGCCAGCCUCCUCUGUCCAUUUUAAGCCUGCCUCUGUCCAUUUCAAGGGGGACUCUGUCUAUUUCAAGGGGGACUCUGCUCAUUUCAGGGCUUCUUCCAAGCUUGUCAGCAGUCACCGUAUCUCUGCUGGCUCUUCCUCCAACCAUCCUACCUCCACUGCUACCAGCCACCCUGAAACCAUCACUGUUGACUAUCUUGAGCCUGCCACCAGCAGCCAUUCUGUGCUCACUGCUGUUGACCUCCCUGAGAUCUCAGCUUCCCAUUGCUUUGAGAUGACCACCACUGGCCACGUCAAACCUGGCAGUACCGUCUCCAACUUUCCGGUUGUAUUCCCUGAGGCUGCUGCCACCUCUGACAGCCCUCCUGACCCCACUGUAAUCCCCAUUGCUACCGAUGAUUACCGAAAGGUUGUGCUUAUUGAUGAUGAUUUUGAUGAUUCUGAUUGUUCUGAUGAGAUGGCUGUGUGAAGUGUUCUUUACAGUUUGCCCUGCUUCUGCAGUCCAGA
This is a messenger RNA of Phodopus roborovskii (desert hamster), 1819 nucleotides long. It is a transcript of the gene Gpr50, whose product is annotated as G protein-coupled receptor 50. Gene Ontology annotation, molecular function: melatonin receptor activity. Gene Ontology annotation, biological process: G protein-coupled receptor signaling pathway. Gene Ontology annotation, cellular component: membrane. Lineage: Eukaryota; Metazoa; Chordata; Mammalia; Rodentia; Cricetidae. The transcript is spliced from 2 exons. Bases 33 to 1781 code for a protein of 582 amino acids. The record is from RefSeq and is a predicted model, not a curated record.